AACCAAGAUCAACUCAGCAGCAGUAGCAAUUUUGUGUUACUUCCAGCCAAUUUUUCUUUGCAAUGAAGGUCUUCGCUCUCGUCCUUGUGUUGGCCGCGGCCGCACAUGCUGGCAAAGUCCACCCUGCCCUCAAGGCUCGCUUGGCCAGUGGUGAGGUCAUGGACGUCAUCAUUGAACUCCCAUCCCUCGAGGACAUUUUCACUUCCCCCUUCGUCACGGGCAGGAGCACAGUGGAAGCUCGAACUGCCAACAUGAUUUCCAUGCUCAAGGAUAGGACUGCAGCCUCUCGCAGACCCUUUGUCAACAUCCUGUCCGAACUUGGCCUUUCCAACCAGAGGUCCAUUGCUGCCCCUUUGUGGAUCAGUAACAGGUUUGAGGUCAAGAACUGCGACGCGGCUUUGGCUGAAGUUCUUGCCCGAGUUCCUGGCGAUUUCGUAAUCCGAGAGCCCAAAAUCGUUUCCAUCAUUGAUGGAAUUGAGUCCAAACCCGUCAGCAUUGAAGAAGUGCGUCAGAAUGAAGCUCAAUGGGGAGUGGCUAUGAUUAAGGCUCCUGCGGCUUGGAACACAACCAAAGGAAACGGCAUCGUCGUUGGAAUCAUCGAUACUGGAGUUCAUCUUAACCACGAAGCCCUUAGAGACGCUUAUGCCGGCGCAUGGCACGACCCAACCCACAACCGACCAACCCCCGAUGAUAUACAGAGCCACGGUACACAUUGCAUUGGUUCUACGUUAGGACGUUCCAACGGUAUCGGUGUAGCCCCUGAAGCCAGGUGGAUUGCUUGCCGUGGUCUCAGCGACUUCGGAUCAGGAUCUGAAGCCGAUCUCCUUGACUGCGCCCAAUGGAUGUUGAGCGGAGCUGACCCCAAGCCUCAUGUCAUUACAAAUUCCUGGGGAGGCGGUUCCGGAGAUCCAUGGUACAAUGAAGCCAUGCGCGCCUGGAUUGUGGCCGGUCAAAUUCCAGUUUUUGCUCUGGGAAAUUCAGGCCCCUCGUGCCGCUCGGCUAAUUCACCUGGUGACUCAAUUUACACCAUCGGUGUAGGAGCUACAAACAAUGCUGACCAAAUGGCAUCUUUCUCAUCUCGAGGACCAACUGCCACCAUGCUCAAACCCGAAGUUUCAGCUCCAGGUCAGGAUAUCAUAUCUGCCGGAAAUUCAGGCACAAAUUCAUACACCUCAAAAUCUGGAACCUCCAUGGCAACUCCUCAUGUCGCUGGAGCCGUCGCCCUUCUUUUGGCUCAAGACCCAUCUCGAAACUUUUAUGCUAUCAAAGACCUUUUAGAAACUACUGGAGAUCAGCCACCAGUCGACCCUGCUGACGUGAACUGUGGAACUGGUCAACAGUGGCCAAAUAAUGCGUUCGGACACGGCAGAAUAAAUUGCGAAAACUCUGUCAAUGCUAACACCACAUCUAGCGUGAUUUACUUUUAAAUCCGCUCUUUAAAUUGGAUAAAAUUAAUAAUGAAUGUAUGUAUUUUUGAGUGGGUUUGAUUAAAGCAAAAACAAAUUUUUCAGUAA
This is a messenger RNA of Folsomia candida, 1514 nucleotides long. Its product is annotated as bacillopeptidase F. The record is from RefSeq and is a predicted model, not a curated record. Gene Ontology annotation, biological process: proteolysis. Bases 63 to 1427 code for a protein of 454 amino acids. NCBI's taxonomy places the organism in Eukaryota, Metazoa, Arthropoda, Collembola, Entomobryomorpha, Isotomidae. The transcript has 5 exons. Gene Ontology annotation, molecular function: serine-type endopeptidase activity.